Molecule: messenger RNA, 995 nt
Organism: Zeugodacus cucurbitae (melon fly)
Lineage: Eukaryota; Metazoa; Arthropoda; Insecta; Diptera; Tephritidae
Gene: mip40
Product: protein lin-37 homolog
Exons: 1
Coding region: 135-917 (260 amino acids)
Biological process (GO): negative regulation of transcription by RNA polymerase II
Cellular component (GO): transcription repressor complex; Myb complex
Source: RefSeq, a predicted model, not a curated record
ACUGGCAACACUGGUGCGUUUGUGUCAAAUUAAAAAUUUACUAGUAUUUCGUUCUUUGCCAAACAAAUUUGAAAGUUUCUUUAAACUUUAAAGAAUUUAUACGCGAAUAAAUUUAAUUUGUUAGCUGCAACAGCAUGAAGACUCCGCCACAACGUAGAAAAGGCCACAAUGAUAUUCAACAAGCCCGCGGACGUUUUAGGAAUGUACUAAAUGAUACUAUGGCCGAUUCAGAUGAUGAUGAUGAGAACGCUAGUGAGGAAGAUUUACCACAUCGUGGACGUCCACCCAAACAUUUAGCUAAUACAAUGCAACGUGAAAUCCAGUCACCACGUAGUUCUCGUCAUAACAGCCUCUCACCUGGCAAAUACAUUACACCAACUAAACGACGUAAGCGUGAGGAGCAACCAACUGACGAUAAGUCAGCGGCACAACCAACACAAAAAAUACAAGCAGAGAGUUUUGUUAUGAAAUUAUUUGAUCGUAGCCUUGAUCUUUCCAAGUAUACGGAACAAACAGCAUUAUAUCCGAUUUGUCGUGCGUGGAUGUCUAAUCAACCACGUAAUCCAAAUAUUCGCAGUUAUCGAGAUAGGAGAUCACCCUCGCCAGUCGAAAGGAAAAGUAAUGCCGCUGAGAUGCUUGAACAGUUGCAAAGAGGUGAUAUACGAAAUGUAACGUCAAUGCCGGCACCCAAACGCACUGAUGCCCCAAAAAUACCGGUACUGGAUCGUGAUAUUUCGAGUACAAAAGAAAUUGAUGAAGUUGUUUUUGGCAGUAAUACGUUGAACAAGAAUGAACUACUCUCGGAUCAUUUGAUUAAGUGGAGAAAUCUCAAAUCAAGUUGGCUAAAACAGACUGGUAGUUACCAGAAACGUUACGAACUCAACCAUUUAAUCUUACAACAACUCUUCAAGCCCUAAACACUAAUAUAAUUAGAAUUUUAUAAAUUAUAUUGUAUAUGUGUGUGUUUUAAUCAAUAACAUGUAAAUAUGAAUUUG